AUGGCUAACAGCAGCAUGUGCAGGAACAAUUACAGCAAUAACUACCUACGUUUUGCUGGUAAGCUGUUGUUUUUCGCUUUCUUUCUCAUUGCAAUCCCAUCGUUCCCUUCCCAAGCCCCAGAUUUCGUGAACCAAACAAUAUUCAACAAGUUUUGGGAGCUUCUUCACCUUAUGUUCAUCGGCAUUGCUGUUUCUUAUGGUCUGUUUUGUCGUAGAAGUGUUGAUGAUGGUAAUCUUGAUGAUACCCAGUCGGAUGUUUCUGGGAUGUUCCAUGCUUCAUCUAUUUUUGAAGAUGGUUUUAGUAAUUCGAUGCGCUAUAGUGGACAGGGUAAUGCAGGGAGUUUUAAUGUUAAAAACGGUGGCUUUGAAAACCCUUACGAGGAAAAUGUUGUUCAAGCUUGGAGUUCCAAGUAUUUUCAAGGGGAACCCACGGUUGUUUUGGCUCAACCAAAUUGUGGUCUUGAAAAGUAUGGUGAGUCAAGUUCUUUUGUAGAUUAUAAACCUUUGGGGUUGCCUGUUCGGAGUUUAAGAUCCAGGAUUGCAAGGCGGGCUGUUCCUGAAUUUGGGAAUGGAUCAAACGAACCUUCUGAUUCACAUAUGAAGGAUUCGUCACAAGGUUCUAAUGAGAGUAGAGAUAGGGGAUUUGGUGGUUUUGCUUCUGGAAAUUUGGAGGGGAAGUUAAAUGAGAGUGAUGUUUUACAUUUCCCGAUUACUCGGCCUUCGAGAUCUGGAAGGAGGGACGAGAGAGUUCAUAGUAAUGUCACAUAUCAGGGAUCCGAUUAUGGCUCGAGUGAAUCUUCGGGUUCUCAAAUGAAUGAUUCUUCGGAUAGUUCUAAUAAGAGUAGAGGUAACGGAUUUUGUGAUUUGGGUUCUGAAAAUUUGGAGAUAUCUAAUGAGAUUGAUGUUUUAGGUUCCCCAAAUUCUCAGCGUUUGAGAUCUGGAAGAACGAGAACGAGAGUGAGAGUUCAUAGUAAUGGAUCAAGUAAAUCUUCAGGUUCACAAAUGAAGGAUUCGUCGGAUAGUUCUAAUAAGAGUUUUGGUAAUUUGGGUUCGGGAAAUUUGGAGAAGUUUAAUGAGAGUGAUGUUUUAGGUUCCUCAAUCCCUCAGCGCUCGAGAUCUGGAAGAAGGAAAGAGAGAGUUCAUCGUAAUGUCACGAAUGAAGGAUUUGACAAUGGAUCAGGUGAAUCUUCUGCUUCUAAUAAGAGUAGAGGUGAGGCAUUUGGUGAUUUAGGUUUUGAAAAUUUGGCGAAAUUCGAUGAGAGUGAUGUUUUAGCUUCCCCGAUUCCUCCUUGUUCGAGAUCAGGAAGAAUGAGAGAGGGAUUUCAUAGUAAUGUCACCUAUAAAGGAUAUGGCAAUGGAUCAAGUGAAUCGUUUGGUUCAAAAAUGAAGGAUUGGCCGGAUAGUUCUAAUAAGAGUAUAGGUAGAGGAUUUGGUGAUUUCGGUUCUGAAAAUUCGGAGGGGGAGUCUAAUAAGAGUGAUAUAUUAGGCUCCCCGAUUCCUUGGCGCUCGAGAUCUGGAAGAAAGAGAGAGAGAGUUCAUUGUAAUGUCACUCGCCCAUCUCAUUUCAGGCCUCUCUCAGUUGAUGAAACACAAUUUGAAUCACAGUCUCUACGAUCAACGAUUUCUUUCUCUUCCCAAGUUAGUUCACAGUCGCAGUCACCAAGUGGCCUGUCUCCCUCACAUUCCAGUUCUUCAGAAUCACCAAAGUCCAAAAUGAGUGAAUCGGUGAAGGAAAGGAGUCCCUGUCAGUCUCUUCCGCCUACUUCACCAUCGGUACUGAAACCAAUGAGUAGUAAACCUUCAGUGGAUGCAUCAUAUUCCCGGCAGUAUGGUGAUGGCUCGAUGUUGGGGACCCCUGCAAGAAAAUGCUUCAAGGAUGAAUUGAAGGAAUUAUGUGACAGCAAAAAGGAAGAGUCAUUUGGUAGUAGCGAGCAGAUUUCGGGUUCCUUCAACUUUGAUGCAAAGCCUGCAGCUCCCUCUAAAGCAUCCUCGAGAGGAAAGUCAGUUCGGACCUUUAGGACUUCCAGAGCUAGUGUCAAUGCCACCAGUGCAAAGGAUGUCGGGGAGAGGCAAGAAGAUUAUACAAAGGGAAAAUCGAGAAUGGGAUACGAUGAAAUCGAAGAGGCUUACACGGUUGAAAGUGAACCAAAAAUUGAAGGCCAUAAUAAUUUCUCCAUUGGUUUAAACAGGAAGAACCUUCGAGGUGAAUCUCAUAUGCUUAAGCUUACAUCCACUGAAAACCAGAAAAAAGAAAUACAACAUCGUCCAGAGAAUCCCGCUGCAGAGCCAGGAGAAGACUCAGAGAGAGAGAAUGAUGAUUUUCACGAAAACUCGGAUGAAGAAACCAUGUCUGGGACUUUCAGCAUAGCAGGAUCAGAGGUCGAUAGGAAGGCUGGUGAGUUCAUAGCCAAGUUCAGAGAGCAGAUUAGGCUUCAGAGAGCAACAUCAGUGGAUACACCAAGAGGGCCCAACAUCACUGGUAAUUAUUUCAGGUGA
This is a messenger RNA of Hibiscus syriacus, 2496 nucleotides long. Its product is annotated as dentin sialophosphoprotein-like. The coding region runs from base 1 to 2496 and encodes 831 amino acids. Lineage: Eukaryota; Viridiplantae; Streptophyta; Magnoliopsida; Malvales; Malvaceae. The record is from RefSeq and is a predicted model, not a curated record. The transcript has a single exon.